Messenger RNA from Folsomia candida, 1507 nucleotides. RefSeq lists its product as uncharacterized. Lineage: Eukaryota; Metazoa; Arthropoda; Collembola; Entomobryomorpha; Isotomidae. The record is from RefSeq and is a predicted model, not a curated record. The coding region runs from base 2 to 1408 and encodes 468 amino acids. The transcript has 2 exons.
AAUGAGUCUGGAGCCAACCAAAUCCGCCACUGGAGGUACUACUCUCGGAGGUGCUACCCCAAAAACUGGUAGCAAGAUCAAAAAAGGUGUAUCGAAAUUGGACAGCCUGCAGUCAGAAACAGCACACAUGAAGAAGCUUCCAAAGAAAUUGGUCGAUGGUGUGUCAAAUAAAAUUGAAACAUCUCCGAGCUUACAACCCAACACUGAACCACCAUCUCCGCAGAGCAAACCCGAAACCACAAGUGGAGAUGUUCCAAAUGAUGGCAACAACAACAGCUCAUCGUAUGCUUUCACCCGACUCGACGUUCCCAACGGGUUCUUGCCACCAGCGUUCAAGGACUGUCUUUUGAGCAACGUCCUCCGCUCGGGACGAAGAUCUCUUGACCACUUGAAAGAAGUCAGGGAGUCACUGUCCAACCUGGUCGCUGAAGAUGAACAAUUGUCCAAAGGCAUCAAAAAAGUAAAUCCUUCCUCCGAAAUCAUCCAACUUUCUGAGCUCACACUGUGCUUGACAGUUCUCACUCGAGAAGCUUUUGUUCCAACGCAUCGUCUCAACCAAACAGCAAUAGCUCUGUACAGCGCUGAGGACUUUUUGCGUUAUCCCAAAGACAUCCGAGCAUUCGACACAAUCACGCGAGGACGCAUAAAAGUACCGGAUCCAGCAUUUAAUGCUGACACUGUUCAGAAAUUUCGCGUAGUCGUCGACAAAGCUACAGAAUAUUACAACAAGGUCAACCUCAAGGGACCUACUGGAGAACAACUUCAGGAUAUUAUGUUCACUUUGAUGCGAGCUUUUCAGGACCUCUACACCCUCAUGUUGGGAUGUCAAGAGGUGUUCAAAGUUCUUCUGUACACUUCAUCUCGAGAGAAGCUGAACCUUCAGCAGUUUUUACUCACCCUUCAAUCCAUGGAAAGGUCAGACAUGCUGACAGAAGUUCAAGACUUACGAAGACUAAUUGAUGAGCUGGUCAUCUUCCUUGAGAAACUGAGUUGGGGCUGUUUUGUGGUAUAUCGUCUCGCAAGUGGAAAAACUAUUGCUCCAGCCAAACCAAAUGAGGAAAGGGAAGGACAGAUGUUGGAAGGGGCUGACAAUGGACAACAACCGGAUGCGGAUGUCUUACCGGAUUUUCAUCUCUUGCAGCAACUACGAAUACACAAACCGAAAGGAAAACUUGUCCCCAAGAGGAUUAUACCAAAGAAGAAGGAUGAUGAAGAGAAAUUAGAGAAAACUGCAGAAGGGGAGAAAGGAAAACGAAUAAUAGAUAGAAAAAGCAACCUCAAAGUGAAACGUUCCGGUUCGAGUGAUGGACCCACCAGUUUACCUAUCGCAACGAACGACACCAAGUCCAAGAAACCAAAAACCAGGGUCAAAUUCCUAAAUAGCAAAGUCGAUACCAACCCAAUGUAAAUUAUAAUUUUACUUUUACAUCACAAAAUACAUCCAUUGCAUUGUAAUGCAAAUAUUUCAAAAUUACUAACUGACUGUAUAAUAAUAAAAAAUAUUCAC